AUGGCCAAUAUUCUGCUUUCCAAGCAUGGAGAUACCAAUAUCAAGACUGUUGGUGUUAAUUGGGCCACAAACUUUAUCAGAGCUAGAACCCGGUUCUCUCGACCUUAUAAUAAUCAGCGUGCUAAGUAUGAAGACCCUCAAAUCAUCAAAGAAUGGUUUGAUCGGGUGCAAAUUACUAUCAUGCAACAUGGGAUCGCGCUUGAAGAUAUCUACAAUUUUGUUGAUGAGACAGGAUAUGCAAUGGGUCUAGUAGCUACUGCCAAGGUGGUUACUAGAGCUGAGAUGAUUGGCCAGCCCUUUAUUGUUCAGCCAGGAAUUCGGGAAUGGGUCACAUCUAUUGAGUGUAUUAACUCUACAAGAUGGGGUCUACCACCAUGCUUAUCUUCAAAGGGAAGGUCCAUAUGGAAAGAUGGUAUCAAGAUGAGGGCUUGCCAAAGGACUGGAGGACUGGAGGAUUGA
Molecule: messenger RNA, 459 nt
Organism: Aspergillus chevalieri
Lineage: Eukaryota; Fungi; Ascomycota; Eurotiomycetes; Eurotiales; Aspergillaceae
Exons: 1
Coding region: 1-459 (152 amino acids)
Source: RefSeq, a predicted model, not a curated record